Molecule: messenger RNA, 1223 nt
Organism: Spinacia oleracea (spinach)
Lineage: Eukaryota; Viridiplantae; Streptophyta; Magnoliopsida; Caryophyllales; Amaranthaceae
Product: cysteine-rich repeat secretory protein 4-like
Exons: 1
Coding region: 246-941 (231 amino acids)
Source: RefSeq, a predicted model, not a curated record
ACCUCCCAAUUGAACUCCGAAUAACCUUCUUAAUCCCCCUUUUCCUUACCAUUACACUAGUUUCCUCUCAAUUCCAUUUUCACAAUUAUUACUGCAUAGAUGAUGCAGGUACUUACACAACGGGUAGCGCGUACGAAGAAAACAUAAUCGGCCUUCUUCCUAACCUCGUAAACAAAGCCUCCUUAUCCAUCUUUAACAAUCAAACAAUCGGACGAGGCACGAUCGAUGAGACAUACGGCUUAUACAUGUGUCGAGGCGAUCUCAACGAGGAACAAUGUCAUGAUUGUGUCGAGACCGCGUCCAACACAAUCGUCGAAAGUUGUCCUUUCCAAAAAGAAGCCAUCGUUUGGUACGAAGAAUGCAUGGUUCGAUACGCAAACCACCCCAUAUUUUCUUUCAAAGACGAAGGACAGUUUAGUUAUGCUUGGAGUGUACUAAAUGUGUCUGAUCCUGUACAAUUCGGUGACGUAAUUUCAGAGACGAUGGAUGGUUUAAUUACACAAACUGCUUAUAACAAAACUCGUCGAGGUUAUGCUACAUCAUCUGAUCAAGCUGAAAAUGUGUAUGCUUUCGCGCAAUGCACUCCUGAUAUUCUUGGUUGUCGAUGUGAGAGAUGUUUAAGAGUGGCAUUUAGAAAUAUGGGAGGGUGUUGUGGGACGGCGAGGCGAUUGAUGGAAAUGUACUUGCCUAGUUGUUGGCUUCGAUAUGGUCAAGAGCCUUUCAUUGGGGAAUUUAGCAGCAACGACACUGACAUUACCGAACUUGCCCCUAAAUCUUCGUCGAAAUCGGAACCAAUACCGGUCUUUGACUUUCUCCCGCCAAACAAUACCUCCGUCGUGCCGCCUCAAGCACGUUCAGGAGGUAGUCAGCUAACAAGUAUGACAAACUACUUGAUAGCGACGAUGGUGUUGACGGUGUCGUUUUUAUGUAUGGCUUGGUAAAUUUUGAUUAAAAGUCGUUUUUCGGGAGUGAUGGUGUUCUGUGUGAAUUCGGAUUUACGAGUGUAUUUCCCUUGUUUAUUUGUUUUUCGCGGCCAUGGUAAAUAGUAAAUACCAUGAACUAAUACAUAGGAUGGUUCUAUCGAUGGAAGGUAGAAUUUUUUUUUACUCGGAUCAAUAUUUUGUUGUGGAAAUGAAAUGGAUGAACUCAUUUUGUAACAACUUUUAUGUUACUUGUAUUUUUUUUAAUAGAAAUUCUGUAUUUUUGUGCUCCUUGAGAGCUUU